Molecule: messenger RNA, 1599 nt
Organism: Prorocentrum cordatum
Lineage: Eukaryota; Dinophyceae; Prorocentrales; Prorocentraceae
Source: the annotation of a GenBank genome assembly
AUGAAGGAACCCCAGCAGCACCUCCUCGGCAGUCUAAGCUGCGCGCCGCAGCCAGGCUGGCGGAUCAUCGUUGUCUGCACUGGGGUGGCCGAGUACGUGCUCGUUCACUCGGGUGUCGACUCGGGUCUUCUGUCGAAGGUGAGGCUUCUCAGACUGGCGAGGAUGACGAAGCUGAUGCGGAUGGUCUACCACGUGCCGUUCUUUGUCGAGCUGAGGAAGCUGAUGUACAUGAUCAGCAGUUGCAUGAAGACCCUGUUCUGGUCAUUCUUGGUACUCGGGGUGGUCAUGACGAUGUGGUCGAUCGUGGCGGUGGAGCUCGUCCACCCUAAGGUCCUCGAGCUGUCGUCGCGGGGCCAGUGGUCCGAUUGCGAGAGGUGCAGCCGGGCUUUCUCCACGGUGUUCCACGCCAACAUCACCUUCUUUCAGACGAUUGUGGCAGGCGACAGCUGGGGCUUGAUGGCGAUCCCAGUCAUCGAGGCCCACCCGUGGUCCCUCUUCAUCUUCACUGGGGCCUUGCUGACCCUCGUGUUCGGUGUCCUCAACGUGAUCGUGGCCGUGGUCGUUGACGCCUUCGCGGAAGCGCGCGCCAAGGACGUGUUCACGAGGGCCCGCGAGAUGGAGUGGGACGAGCAGCAGGAGAAGAAGGUGUUGAGCAACAUCUUCAACAAAAUCGACACAGAUGGCAACGGCUCUCUGGAUUUCGAGGAGUUGAAAGAGGGGGCCAGGAGGCACCAGCAGUUCAGCCAUUUGCUCCGCGUGCUCGACAUCGAUACCCGUGAUCUGGAGGAAAUGUUCGUCAUGCUCGACCACGAUGGGUCUGGCGAUAUCAGCACGACUGAGUUCGUGGAGUGGAUGUACAGGAUGAAGAACACAGAUUCAAAGACGGUCAUUCAGUUCAUCAAGCAGAAGCUGACGAAGAUAGAGGAAAAGGUGCUCGAACAGGAGGACACCUUGGAGUCGCGACUGAACGACCUGGUGAAGUUCCAGUCCGAUUGCCUGCAGAAGCUGAAGGAGGAUACCUUCCAGCCCUGCCUGGCCGAGAUCUCGGCCCUCCUGGAGGAGGCCCUGCAGAGGAGCGAGUCGUGGCACCGAGGAUCGCCCGCGCGCCCAGGAGGUACGGCCCUCCUGGAGGGCGCCCGCGGCGCCGCGGAGCCCUCGGUGCCCCCCUGCCCACCCGGGGCGCCCCUGCUGCUUGGAGGCGGCGGGGCCGCCGCCGAGCUCCUGCCGCUCGGCGGUGGGGAGGUGGCGCCCGCCUGCCACCGCAGCCUGCGGGUGCCGCCCGCGGACGGGGGCGAGGCCCUCCAGCGGCGCAGCCGCAGCUGCCGCACGAUGCUCUCCGAGGCGACGUCCGAGGGGGUGGCCUCUGCGGGUGGGCGCGAUGCCACGGGCGGCCGCCGCAGCUUCCACCCGAACAACUUCCGCUCGGCGCUGGUGUUGGAGCCGGGGGGCGGGGCCAUCGCGGCGCUGGGAAUCAGCCCCCGCAAGCCGGCCGCCAGCCGUGGCAGGUCGAACCGCCGCCGGCCCUCCCUCAGCUCCGAGUCGGGCCGGUCGCUCAGGGGGCACCUGUAGACCGCCGGGCGCCGGAGGAGGAGGAGAAGG